This is a messenger RNA of Haliotis rubra (blacklip abalone), 611 nucleotides long. RefSeq names its product leiomodin-3-like. The coding region runs from base 9 to 566 and encodes 185 amino acids. Lineage: Eukaryota; Metazoa; Mollusca; Gastropoda; Lepetellida; Haliotidae. The record is from RefSeq and is a predicted model, not a curated record. The transcript is spliced from 2 exons.
CACAAGACAUGAAGUGGUACCUGCUGGCCGUGUGCGUCAUCCUCCUUGGACAAGGAGAAGCUACGCCUGUGGAAGACGUGCAGCCCGGGGCUCCUCAAGGUUUGUUCCGGGCAACCAGCGGUGUAGAGUACGUCAAGGAUGGGGAAGAGCAGAACGACGAUGCUGGCGGGAAUGAUGAAGAUGGUGAUGAAGAAAAUGGCGAUGAUGACGAGAAUAACGAAGAUGAGGACGAGGAGAAUGAUGAUGGUGGCGAAGAUGAUGAGAAUAAGGUAGAGUCCAAAGAGGAAUCAUUCUGGGAAAAGUACAAUGUAAGAAGACCCAAAAACUGGAAAAAGAUGGGCCAUAAGCGAAGGCAUCGUUACAAAAAAGAAAUUAUGGAAAAGGCAGAGAAGCAUGGUAGAUCAGAGAACAAAGGCGGUAAGAAGAUAUCACGGAAGGCAAAGAAGAUGAUGGACAUUGGGAAAGAACUCAUAAAAGGUAGCCAUAAAUUGAAAGAGGCCGGGCAGGAAAUCCGCAGCAUGGCGGAAGACGUUGCACGUAUUGUUAAACGUUUUCGCUCAGAUUAGGUGACCUUGAACUUCACCAGAGGAUCAAUAAAGAUUCAAGAGCAA